AUGGCAACGUUUGCUUCGCCACAGGAGCCUGAGGCUCCCGCUCCGAUGGAAGAAGACAUCCCGUCACCAACUGCCAUGCCGCGACGGAAGUCCGUUCAAUUGGAGGAGCUUGAACGGCCGUCUCACUGGCGAAACUCGGGGCGACAGUCUACGGUUAAGGAGGAACAAGGUGGCCCGUCCGGCAAUGACUAUGCAGCCAUGUACGCGCCGCACGACGACCCGUCACUCCGACGAAGCUCGCUGGAUUGCGUCCGCUCCGCGCGUCGUUCCAGCGCUUCGCUGCCACGUGCUAACGGUCCGUUUGGUGUUGCGGGUGAGAGCAGCGUUCAGGCUCAGCCAGAUGCGGCUUAUAGCCAACAACGAAGUUCUGAUAGCGAGGAUGAAGUGAGCAGCGGGCCCGGCGGAGCGGUUCAGUCCCGGUCGUCGAGACGGCAUCAGCAGAGCAAGUUAGGGCAGCAGGAGCCGCGGAGCAACCCGUUUGAUUACGAGAUGGAGGAUACGCAAGUGGUUCCCGGGCAAGGCGAUAUCGCUAGAAGGAAUGCCCAUUAUUAUGCCGGUGGAUGCGGUCGCACGGCUGCUACGGAAGGGCCGUCGGCGCAAUUCGACAACCGGUUCUGUGACAUGUCGGGGUGGGGAGGAAUGGAUCAAGCGCUGCACCCGGCGGGGUUGAUGCAGGCGCGUGCUGCCAUGGUGGCGCAAGGUCGCUCGAAUAUUAACCGGGGAAAAACCUUCCCGGAUAUGAUUGAGGAGGGGAGUGAGGAGGGGAGUGAGGAGGGGACGGAGGAAGAGGAGGCGGAGGAAGAGGAGGUGGAGGAAGAGGGGGAGGAAGAGGAGCGGGAGGAAGAAGAGGCAGCAGAAGAUGAGGGUGAGGAUGAGGAGGAAGACGAGGAAGAGGAAGAGGAGGAGGAGGAGGAGGAGGAGGAGGAGGAGAAUGAUGACCCUGCAGCACCGUCCUCAACCCCCACUACCAUCCCUGCUCCAAGGAAUCCCAGCAUCACUCCCCGUACUCCCACUCACGUUUCUGGGAAUCUUUCCAAAAAGCGGCGCCGUGCAGAUGGUUCUGAAGCAGCACAUCAGCAAACAGAGUUGCGAGGAAAUCAUACUGGUGGACUUGGGAAGAAACUGUUCACACGAAAAGAAACGUUUGAAAUGAGGAGAGCUGCUGCUAACGGGUUGGUGGAUGUGAUGGCGUCUGGAAUGGCUGCCGUUCGCCACCUGGAAGAGUUUGUAAGGGUUUCUGCAAUUCAUACGACUGGAGUGGUGUCAGAGGAAGAAUUGGAGCAACGGCUGAAGGUAAUAACCGCUGAAUCUCCGCCGCUCGUGCGGCAGCGCGCAAGAAGCCGCUCUCCUAUGGUAGAGUCGUUAGCCUCGCCACUGAUUGGCCCAUGCUCUAGCGACGCUGUUUCCAGCAAGGGGAAGGCGUCGCGGUGCCGCGCGCAACCAGCGAUGGGGUCGCAGGUAUCCGGGGAAAAGGAGCGACUCACGCAGGGAGCUCCGCUUUCGCAUGAGGACGCGGCGCACGAGCAGUUCGAGAAGAGCCACGGGCCGCACGGCCAGAAGCUGACGCUCCUGCCGCUCAUCGCGCUUAUCUUCUUCGAGGUUUCCGGCGGGCCGUACGGCGUGGAGGACGCCGUGAAGUACGGCGGGCCGCUGCUCGCCAUCCUUGGCUUCACCGUCUUCCCCCUCAUUUGGAGCGUGCCAGAGGCCCUGACCACAGCGGAGCUAGGAACAGCCUUCCCGGAGAACGGGGGCUACGUGGUGUGGGUGUCAGCGGCGUUUGGGCCCUUCUGGGGUUUCCAGGAGGGGUGGUGGAAGUGGCUGAGCGGCGUGAUAGACAACUCGCUCUACCCGCUGCUCUUCCUCGACUACCUGAAGCGCGAGCUCCCUGUCUUUGAUGGCGGCUUGCCACGCAUGGCGGCACUGCUCGCAAUGACUCUGCUGCUGACAUACGUGAACUACCGCGGGCUCACGAUAGUGGGCGUGACUGCCAUCGCGCUCGCAGUGUUCGGGCUGCUGCCCUUUGUGGUCAUGGCGCUGCUCGCCAUUCCCAAGAUCCAACCCGCCCGCUGGCUGGUGGUGGAUCUGAACCGUGUGCACUGGCGGGGGUACUUUAACACACUCUUCUGGAACCUCAACUAUUGGGACUCCGUCAGCACGCUAGCAGGCGAGAUAGAGGAGCCGAAGCGCACCUUCCCGCGCGCGCUCAUGGGAGCGGUGGUGCUGGUGGUGGUGUCAUACUUGGUGCCACUGCUCGCAGGCACGGGCGCCAUGCCCUUCUCCCCGGACGGCUGGGACGAUGGGUACCUGGCCGUGGUGGGUCGCGCCAUUGGAGGCGGCUGGCUCGCCUGGUGGAUCGCAUGUGCCGCUGCGCUUUCGAACAUGGGCGCGUUCGAGGCAGAGAUGAGCAGUGACGCGUUUCAGCUGUUGGGGAUGGCGGAGAGGGGCAUGCUGCCGGAGGUCUUCACGUACCGCUCGCGCCACGGCACACCCGUGCUGGGCAUCGUGUGCAGCGCCACGGGCAUCCUGCUGCUGUCGUGGAUGAGCUUCCAGGAGAUCGUCGAGUUCCUCAACUUCCUCUACUGCUUCGGCAUGCUGCUCGAAUUCGCAGCCUUUGUGGUGCUUCGUGUUACCCAGCCCGACCUGAACCGCCCGUACAGGGUCCCCGUGGACACAAUGGGAGCAGCGCUGCUGUGUCUGCCCCCCUCGCUGCUGCUCAUCCUUGUCAUGGCCCUCGCCUCCUGGCAGACCGUCAUUGUCAGCUCCAUAGCAGCGGUGGUGGGAGUGGUGCUGUACCCGCUGCUCAUGUGGGCCAAGCACCACGGCGUGCUCAAGUUCACCCAGGACCCGGGCCUGCCAGAGGUGGCUCUCAUGGACGAUGAGGACGAGGGCAGUGAGGACAAGGAGGGGUAUGAUGGGCUGGCGAGUAAGGGAGCGCUUGGGAAGGAGGACGGUGGGGAUGAUGCGCGGGAUGGGGGUGAUGGGGAUGGUGUGGGUGACAAUGAGAAUGGGUUGCUGCUGGGGAAGGGGCAGAGGGAGAAGGGUGGCAGCAAGGUGGUCCCGGUGGAGUGUCCGAGGGGGUCAGAGGGGUUGGUGCGAGCAGGUGCAGGUGAUGCGAUGAUUUCAGCAUGUGAGGGGCAGUCGCCUCCUGUUAUGGUUGGCUCAUUGUCAAGCGAUGGGCUCUUGGCACACAAUGUCCUGGUGUCUGGGACGACGUCUGGAGUUGGAGCGAAAGCAAGUUGUGAGGAGCAGCAAUCUGGAGUUACGUUUGAGGCAGCUUCAGAAUCGGACU
Molecule: messenger RNA, 3289 nt
Organism: Closterium sp. Yama58-4
Lineage: Eukaryota; Viridiplantae; Streptophyta; Zygnematophyceae; Desmidiales; Closteriaceae
Source: the annotation of a GenBank genome assembly